AUGGGUUCUAUUGGCACCGCUCCCCCCUUCCGGGUCCUGGAAGACCCUCGUCCCCACGACAAGUCCCUCCCUGCCUUCAUGGUGUCUACCACGCGAGGUUUCCUCCCUCGCCUGGACCCUGUUGUCACGCUGCCCAAGGAGUUUGAGCCCCUCGAGUCGCUGCUGCAGCGCAUGCCCGUCAAGACGCUCUCCGGGGAGCCGGGUCUUCUCGCGUCCGGCAAGCUGGGCCCCGUUGUGGACAAUGAGUUCCCCGACCUGACCGACGAGAUGGACAAGUACAAGGACGACUUGCCCAUGAUGAAUGCCCUGUACCGCGACUACUCCUUCCUGGCCUCUGCGUAUCUGCUCGAGCCCUGCCACGAGCGCUUCGUCAGGGGCGAGGAGUACGGCCUCGGCAGACAGACUCUGCCCAAGAACAUUGCACGGCCCAUUGCCCGCUGUGCCGAAAUCGCCGGCUUCAUGCCCUUUAUGGAAUACGCCGGCUCCUACGCCCUGUACAACUACCGCCUGGAAGACCCCGAGCAGGGCCUCGAGUACUCCAACCUCCGCCUCAUCCGCGCCUUCGAGCACGGCCUGGACCCUACCUCGUCCGAGGCCGGCUUCGUCCUCGUCCACGUCGACAUGGUCAAGAACUCGGGCCCCCUGGUCGCCGGCACCGUCAAGUGCCUCGACGUCGGGUCCAGCAUCACGACGCCCCUGGGCACCGCCCCCCAGCGCGCCGCCUUCAACUCGGGCCUGGCCGAGAUCCUCGGGGCCCUGCAAAAGAUCAACUCGGUCAUGGAGACCAUGUGGGGGAAGUCCCGCCCGACCGAGUACACCAGCUUCCGCACCUUCAUCUUCGGCAUCACGUCGCAGUCCAUGUUCCCCCACGGCGUCGUCUACGAGGGCCUCAACGACGGCAAGCCCAUGUCGUUCCGCGGCGAGAGCGGCGCCAACGACUCCAUGGUGCCCCUGAUGGACAACCUGCUGCAGGUGCCCAUGCCCAACACGCCGCUGACCGACAUCCUGAAGGACUUCCGCAAGUACAGGCCCAGCAACCACAAGGACUUUCUGCUGCACGUCAAGGAGGUCUCGGAGAGCCACGACCUGCGCGGCUUCGCGCUCGCCCUCAAGGCCAAGCCCACUACGGACGAGGAGAAGGACCUGGUGAGGGAGUCGCGCAGCUUGUGGCUGCAGAUUCUCGACCAGGUGCGCGAUUUCCGCUGGCGCCACUGGUGCUUCGCUAGGGAGUACAUCCUGAAGAGGACGUCGCAUCCUACGGCUACUGGGGGGAGCCCGAUUGUGACGUGGCUGCCGAACCAGCUGGAGGCUGUGCUGGCGGAGAUGGCGAACAUUAAUGAGAUUGCGGGCAAGGAUGAUGCGAGGGGACUGGGCAAGACGUGCGAGGACGUCAUGGACGCGGCGCUGCGGCAGAAGGAGACGCUGCGCAAGGAGGUGGACAAGUACUGCGCUGAGCGUGGCGUGUCGCGGAGCUGA
This is a messenger RNA of Metarhizium brunneum ARSEF 3297, 1476 nucleotides long. Its product is annotated as Indoleamine 2,3-dioxygenase. Gene Ontology annotation, molecular function: metal ion binding; heme binding. The record is from RefSeq and is a predicted model, not a curated record. NCBI's taxonomy places the organism in Eukaryota, Fungi, Ascomycota, Sordariomycetes, Hypocreales, Clavicipitaceae.